GUUGUCCACCCGCUAAUAACGCCAAAGAGGAUUAUUGUUUGGCGCCUUUCGAGGCCCGGUCGGUUUUUUGUAUUUAAUAUUAUUGUAAAUCGGCGAACUUAAAGUUCGCUUUUAGUUUUAAACAUGGGUGACAAAGGCGAUGGAGAAACAUUUGAUGAUGCAGUAGAAGAAAGGGUUAUUAACGAAGAAUAUAAAAUAUGGAAAAAGAAUACACCGUUUCUAUACGACUUGGUCAUGACACACGCUCUUGAAUGGCCCUCACUUACUGCCCAGUGGCUUCCAGAUGUGACACGACCUGAAGGCAAGGACUAUUCUGUACACAGAUUAAUUUUGGGUACACACACAUCAGAUGAACAAAAUCACUUACUAAUUGCUAGUGUACAGCUUCCAAAUGAAGAUGCUCAAUUCGAUGCCAGUCACUAUGACAAUGACAAGGGUGAAUUUGGUGGUUUCGGCUCAGUGUCUGGUAAAAUUGACAUUGAAAUUAAAAUAAACCAUGAAGGUGAAGUGAACAGAGCUCGCUACAUGCCACAGAAUCCUUGUGUAAUAGCCACCAAGACUCCUUCCUCAGAUGUUCUUGUAUUUGAUUAUACUAAACACCCGUCAAAGCCUGAACCUUCAGGAGAGUGUCACCCAGAUCUCAGAUUGCGAGGUCACCAAAAAGAAGGAUAUGGACUCUCGUGGAAUCCUAAUUUGAAUGGAUAUCUUCUAUCUGCUAGUGACGACCACACAAUCUGUCUCUGGGACAUCAACGCGACCCCCAAGGAGGGGCGGGUGAUAGAAGCCAAGUCCGUGUUCACGGGUCACACAGCGGUGGUGGAAGACGUUGCGUGGCACUUACUGCACGAGUCCCUCUUUGGUUCCGUGGCUGACGACCAGAAGCUGAUGAUAUGGGACACACGGUGUAACAAUACAUCCAAACCAUCGCACACAGUAGAUGCUCACACGGCUGAAGUGAACUGCCUCAGUUUUAACCCAUACUCCGAGUUUAUAUUAGCCACUGGCAGUGCCGAUAAGACGGUUGCAUUGUGGGAUCUUCGUAAUUUGAAAUUAAAACUGCACUCGUUUGAAUCACACAAAGACGAAAUAUUCCAAGUGCAAUGGUCUCCGCAUAACGAGACUAUUCUUGCUAGCAGUGGAACUGAUAGAAGACUGCACGUGUGGGACUUAUCCAAGAUUGGCGAGGAACAAACAGCUGAAGAUGCAGAGGAUGGUCCACCGGAGCUGCUGUUCAUCCACGGAGGACACACAGCCAAGAUCUCCGACUUCUCCUGGAACCCCAACGAGCCGUGGGUCAUUUGUUCUGUCUCAGAGGAUAAUAUUAUGCAGGUGUGGCAAAUGGCUGAGAACAUUUACAACGAUGAGGAACCAGAGACACCGGCUUCAGAACUCGAAUCGGGCGUCAAUGUGAACCACGGCUAACAAAAUCUAUGCCCAUAAUGAAGUCUACAUUUCUUACAAACUGUAAAAUUUACAUUCAAACUCAUUCGGUGACAAUUGGUCAAGAAAUUAUUGUAUAAAUAAAUGUAAAAUUUUAAAUUAUAAAACUGUUGUGCAUUCAGAAUGAAUUCAUUGAAAUCGUGGCGUCUUAGUUCUCAUCGCGUUCGAGCACAAAAUAUUUUGUCUAUUUGCAUUUUAAAUGCAUGCUGGUAUUGAUAUUAAGAUUUUGUUUUCUACGUUAAAUUCAGUAUUUUAAUAUCCUUAAGUUGGAUUCCAUUGUGUAAUUUAGAAGGUAGAAAAUACUAACCAUUUCGUAAACCAUAUUUAAUCUAUAUAAUAAUAUUUUUGUGAACAUUAUUUCUGAAGUGAUAUAGUUUUCAAUUUUUGUAAGGUUUGUGAAAGUAUGAGCAAUAAUAAUAAACAUAAGCUGUCCUUUCAACUUGUCUCAGAAUAUCCAUUUAUUUUUAUUAAAUAGAGCAUGUUAUUAUUGCAACAUUUUUGUUCUUUUUCUUUGUAACCUUUAUAAUUUACCGUCUAACCAUAGGUUGAAAUACAGAUUCUUAUGUUUUUGUUAGCAACUUGUGAAAUCAGUUGUAAUUUAGAUAUCUUAUCACAGUAAAUUCAAAGCUUAUCAAUUAUAAUACUAAUGAAUUUUAAAUAAAUAAAAUGAUCUCUCGUCUAAUUUAUUUCUAAGAAACGUCUACGGGAUGGGACCUUACUUGAGGAUAUAUCGGGAAUUUUUUAAAUUGAUGUCAAUUCGCCCGUUCUUUGUUACGUUAGAAUCUCGUUUUAAGUUCGGUUUUUUCUUGCAAGUGAAGAAGUGCAUUAUGUUACAUAAAUGUUCACAAAUCAAGUUACGGCGUUAAUUGGGCGAUCAUUUAACAUUUUAUUGGAUAAGUAGAAUUUUUAAGGUAACAAUAUGUGUCUAAGGGUUCAGCAUACAGUCAUAGUUGAAGAUUCCAUUUUAAUUUAUUAAGUUAUUGUAAGUCACACCAUGUUAUUUACCGAUACCGUCACAUCUAUACCGGUGACGCGACUGACCUAUUCUUUUUAAUGUUAAUGCAGUAAUUGAAUAUAAUUUUAGGUUCUGCUAAUAAUUAUACGAAAUAAAAUUACGAUGAUAAUA
Colias croceus (clouded yellow) is the source of this 2566-nucleotide messenger RNA. It is a transcript of the gene Caf1-55, whose product is annotated as chromatin assembly factor 1 p55 subunit. Gene Ontology annotation, biological process: regulation of gene expression. The transcript has 10 exons. Gene Ontology annotation, cellular component: nucleus; NuRD complex; ESC/E(Z) complex. The record is from RefSeq and is a predicted model, not a curated record. Lineage: Eukaryota; Metazoa; Arthropoda; Insecta; Lepidoptera; Pieridae. The coding region runs from base 124 to 1422 and encodes 432 amino acids. Gene Ontology annotation, molecular function: histone binding.